This is a messenger RNA of Aspergillus welwitschiae, 347 nucleotides long. RefSeq lists its product as uncharacterized. The record is from RefSeq and is a predicted model, not a curated record. NCBI's taxonomy places the organism in Eukaryota, Fungi, Ascomycota, Eurotiomycetes, Eurotiales, Aspergillaceae. The transcript has a single exon. Bases 141 to 341 code for a protein of 66 amino acids.
CUAGAACAGUGCCCACGAAGACAUGCUACUAUUCGACUCAACCAUCAACAAUCCAUGGUUCUCGCAGAAGCCUAUCAUUCUUUUUCUUAUAUAAAAUUGAUAUAUUCGAGAGAAAGCUGCCUAUAUCACCGCUUUCAUCAAUGCACUUCACUGAUUAUGAUAGUUCGGGUACAGACUUGACCGCUGCUGCGAGCUUCUUCGAUCAGCGGUACCGGAGAUUUAACAGGACGCCGGGGCGUCGGAUUUAUACGGAGGAUACAUAUGCCACGGAUACAACGUCAAUGCGGGCGACGUUGGAGUUUGCUCAUGAUAUUAUGCUUCAAGAGGGCCUCAGCGAUUAGGGUGAC